Planococcus citri (citrus mealybug) is the source of this 2365-nucleotide messenger RNA. RefSeq lists its product as uncharacterized. The transcript is spliced from 4 exons. NCBI's taxonomy places the organism in Eukaryota, Metazoa, Arthropoda, Insecta, Hemiptera, Pseudococcidae. The record is from RefSeq and is a predicted model, not a curated record. The coding region runs from base 1367 to 2161 and encodes 264 amino acids.
GUUAUACUACUACUAUGUAUUGAGAAUAUCCCCUUAAUAGGAAAAAAACAAGGCUUUUUGACGAUAAUUGUCAAAAAAAUUAUACCUUUUUGCAAUUCUUUCUGAAAAAGCGAAGCUCAUUUUUUUGAAUUUUCCAAUAACUAACAGUGAACAAAUCGUGAUCAUUCUAUAUAUUAGCUAAUGAAUUUUUAAAAUGUACAUUUAGGUUUUGAAGAAUCGCGCAGUAUGCGCGAUUAACGGGUUGGCUAGUUAAUAUUAGUUUUGGGACUUAUUUUGACCAUUUUUAUUGAUCAAGUACGUACUUUUUUUUAACCCUUAAAGACCCAGGCUAAUCCUGAGAUGUUGUGUGAAAAUGCUUUCAAUUUCCUGAAUUAGAUCAUCACAAGCAUCACUUUAACCCACAGUUUGCUCCCCAGCCCCUUAAAGCCGUCUCGUAAAAGCCGUACCAAUUUAUUUAAUUUUCCUUGAAAACCGAGAAAGCAAAAACCCCAAUGAGGUCAAUCAUGGAAUUGAAUGAUAUAGUAUCAUUAUGUGUACUGAAUGAGUGAAAGCAUAUCCCCAAAGAACAUCCCACCCCUUUUUGGGGGGCAAAUUUUCAAAAAAGUUGGGAUAAAAAAAUUGGACCCAUGCUCCAUUUUUGGAUAAACAUAUUGAUGGUAGACCCUUCACAAAAUGAAAUCAUGAAAGGUGUGAAAAUGGUGGACCAGAGCGAUUUUUUGAAAAUUUUAUUCGCUUGUCUCGAUAAAAACCCGAAAAAACAGAGCAUGAAUACGCAAAGUACAUAAUAUGGGAAAUAUUAUCAAGUAGGCUUGAAAUGACAGAAACAAGAAUUGAAAGGAACACAGAUGCUUUUAACAGCACAUAAGUUCAGAUAAUCUACAAUCCACCCAUCAAAUCUGUUUAUCACUCCAUGGAUAUUCUUUCUCGAUAUUUGUCACCAAAUAGUUACAUCCUACAAAGGUUAGCAGUACAAUUGUUUUUCUGCAGAAAUAUCGAAAUAGGUUUAUCAACCACUUUGAAAAGCUUUACACAGUCAAAUUGCAGCACUCCCUGGCAUUUCAUAAUGUUCAAGCAUUCAUGAAGAAGUCACUAUCCCUUCCCGAUCAUAGAUAAUGUAGUUCUACAUCAUGAAAAUUGCACGAGCACAAGUCGUCGUUUACAAUCAUGAGAUUGUGUCUAGCUUAUGACUACAGGAUUGGCGAGUCCGCUACCAAAGUACGCGCUCUACAGGUCGUGGUUGCAGACUGUUGGUUAUGGGAUAUGAUAAAAUAAACAUUAUGAUAACAAUGGGUUAAUGAAUUAGAAAUCACUUCAAUUAUUAAUAUUUGCGGUUGUGUUGUAUUUAAUUUUACCUUUAACGCUGAAAAUGGACGAUCACAUUGGUUGUGCAACAUUAUCUGAAGAGAAAGCUGCAAAGAAGCGCAGUAAAUCGAAUGUACAAUGUUCUGUUUUUGGUUGUCAAGGCCGGUCCAAUGUUGGCUUAUAUAAAUUACCCGAUGCUGUGAAAGACCCUAUUCGUAGAAAUAAAUGGAUUAUUGCUUUGAGAAUGGGAAAAGUUAAGAAGUACGUGAACGUUUGUGGUAAACACUUCGUAGAGGAAGAUUUCAAGCCACAAUCAGACAGAGCCAAAGGCAAAAUCAAGCGUUUGAAAGAAACUGCGAUACCUUCUCGAAACUUACCUAAAUCAGCUGUGCAGAAAAGUCCAUCGAAUGCUAAGAAAGCUUCAAUUAAGAAUCGGAGUGUUCUAGCUAGUAAACGAUCGUUAUUACUUGAGAGCUUGUUUCAUAAACAUGUCCCCGAAGCACUCAGUAAUGAUUCUACAACGUCAAUUUCACCGAAUAAUAUUGCAUCUCAAGAAGAUGAUUCUGCUGCAGCCGCCAAUAGUGAUGCUGAUAAAUCAGACGAAAAUUUGGAAAAUACAGGCCGCUUGUUGAAGGAUGCGUCUCUGCAAGUGAAUACUCUCAUAGGCAACUAUGGAGUGAAAUUUAUUGAUAUCGUAAGUAAUGAUGAAGCAAUACUGACUUGCACCGGAAUACCAUCGUUUGAAAAAUUUGAACAAAUUUGUGCUGCUGUUGAACUGUUUUGUCAUGAUUUAAACUUGACUUAUGGCCAGCGAAGUUACAAAUUGUGUAUUCGUGAACGAGUAUUACUUACGCUAUAAUGAAGCUGAAAACAAAUAUUCGUAUGUCUGUUCUGAGAGUUUUUUUCAAUAUCACUAAAUCGUAUGCAAUGGAAGUUUUUAUGGCCACUAUCACCAUAUUGUAUGAAAUUUUGAAGGAUUAUAUUUCUUGGCCAGACAGAAACAAUAUCAGAGAAAAUUUACCUCUAGUUUUUCGUCAACAUUUCCCAAAUACUAGAGUGAUAU